Molecule: messenger RNA, 1035 nt
Organism: Alternaria burnsii
Lineage: Eukaryota; Fungi; Ascomycota; Dothideomycetes; Pleosporales; Pleosporaceae
Exons: 1
Coding region: 1-1035 (344 amino acids)
Source: RefSeq, a predicted model, not a curated record
AUGCCGACGCUUCAAGGCCUUCCCCAGGAGCUACUGGAAAUAAUCUUCCUCUACAGCAUGAACACAGCGCUUCCACGCUGCUCACCGGAUCUUGGCAAGAAGCUCUCUGCUCACAAGGUAGCGAUGGACUUCACUAUGCAAGCCUUCUUUCACACAGUCGAUCACCGCACCAACUACCGGGACCGCCUUGUAACUAGCGACGCUUUGCUUCAAUCUGACAUCUUGACUUGCCGUUUCUUCACCUACGACUUCUUCCUAAGAUAUGUGCAGCGCGCCCAGGAUGCAAUGAUCAAAUUACGCGGCAAGGCCUGGGCAGCUACCGGAGUCACGAUUCCAGGUGUUUCCUACUUCGACGGACUGUGGCCAUACAAGUUUACUAAGAUCCCGCAUCUGGCUUUUGCGCAGGGUUUCCAUGUACCGGAGAAGUUGCUACAUGGACCCUGGACUGUGGACAAAGCGUCGUUGCUUUACGUACUGGUCAGUCUGAACGGAGAGAUCGACUGGGAAGGUAGUAUGGCAGGUGAAGCGGCAAAGGCGGGAAUCAAAGAGGCUAUCAAAGAGGAGAACGAGCACGCGGUGGCAGCGCUUGCUGUACUUCUGGGUGUGCCAAAAGGUCUUACUACCGAAUUACUGCAGUACGCUGUCAUUCGUUGCGGUUGUAAUAUCAACAUCAUCCGACACUUGCUCUUCAACGCGCAGAUUCUUGCCGAAGAGGCCCCAAGCACUUUGGAUUUCUAUGACCCGGCACUAUGGGCGUGGGCAGAUGUUAACGGCCACAAAGGGGAGACGCUCAAAGACAUGCUGAAGGAUGCUGCCGCGUUCGACCUCGAGUUUUACUUCGAAGACAAUGCCGACUGGCCCAAGAUUGUCCCCUUUCCGUAUGGUGGGAGCAAGUUUGAUGCAAGGACGGCGUUCAAUGGUGUCGUCAGAGAGCUAUUGACGAACCUUUACCGGAACUAUGGAAGGAAGAUCACACGGAGGAGGGCUAUGACGCCUGAGCAGAGAAAUGCAGAAGGUGAUGUAAUUGACGAUUAA